AUGGCUUCGAUGGGUGCCAUCGACGAGAAGCCCCCCGCGGAGCACCGCAUUGAGGACAUGGCGGGUAAAUCUCCCAGCGAGGACGAGGAUGAAUUCACACCGGAGGAAAAGAAGAAGAUUAUUCGACGCAUCGAUCUACGCUUGGUGACAAUGACCGGAUUGGCAUAUUGCAUCUCACUCAUGGACCGCACCAAUUUGAGUAUGGCUGCUGUUGCUGGUUUAAAACAAGAGCUGCACUUGGAUAUUGGAGAGCGCUAUUCCAUCAUCGUGUUGAUGUUCUUCGUCCCCUAUAUCCUGUUCCAGCCGCCGAUGACGAUUAUUAUUCGAAAGCUCGGGCCUACACUGUUCUUGUCGUCGAUUAUCAUAUGUUGGGCGGCAAUCAUGAUUGGAAUGGGUUUCGUCAAAGAUUGGGGCCAGUUGGUCGUCACACGUGUCCUGCUAGGUCUGUUGGAAGCAGGAUAUUUCCCCGGCUGCGUCUACCUGCUCUCGUGCUGGUACACCCGAUUUGACGUCCAAAAACGAUUUUCCGUGUUUUAUCUCAUCGGCUGCGUCGCCUCUGCACUCGCAGGAAUCCUAGCCUUCGGUCUGAUGCAAUUGAAUGGCAAGCACGGACUGACAGGCUGGAGAUGGAUUUUCAUCUUGGAAGGCGUUAUCACCGGAUUCAUUGGUAUCCUCUGUUUCGUCUUCCUGGUCGAUUUCCCCGACCGUGCACACAAGUCCUGGCGCUUCCUCAACGAGCGCGAAUGCGCUUUCAUCAUUCGCCGAAUCAACGAGGAUCGCAACGAUGGUGACUUGGAAGCCUUCUCUUUGAAGAAGUUCCUCAAGCCUGCUCUCGAUCCCAAGAUUUGGGGAUUUGCUAUGAUCUUCUUCUGCAUCACCACAGUUACCUACGCGAUCGCCUAUUUCCUUCCCAUUAUUCUGCGAUUGGGUAUGGGCUAUGGCGUCGGAGAAUCGCAAUGUUUGGUCGCACCCCCAUACGGAUUUGCCGGAAUUGUGAUGUAUGCGACCGCGUGGGUGGGUGAUAAGUACCGUAUGCGCGCACCGAUUAUCAUUUUCAACUCCUUGCUGGCCAUUAUUGGUCUCCCGAUGAUGGGUUUCGCGAAGAGCGACGCCGUCCGCUAUGUCGGCGUGUUCUUCACCGUGGCGGGCGCCAAUGCUAAUAUUCCGGCUUGCAUGGCAUACCAGGCGAACAAUGUGCGUGGACAAUGGACGCGUGCAUUCUCCAGCGCGACCCUGGUGGGCUUUGGUGGGCUGGGCGGGAUCGUCAGUAGUUUGGUUUUCCGCGAGCAGGACGCGCCCGGCUACCGGCCCGGCAUGUAUGCAGCGAUCGCGUGUAACCUGCUUAUCAUCAUCAUCGCCUUGGUUCUCAGUCUUUGGUUCCGGAUCUGCAACAAGAAGGCAGACCGGGGGGAACGGGUGAUUGAGGGUGAUGUCGCUUUCCGAUAUACCAUUUGA
Penicillium olsonii is the source of this 1455-nucleotide messenger RNA. Lineage: Eukaryota; Fungi; Ascomycota; Eurotiomycetes; Eurotiales; Aspergillaceae. The record is from the annotation of a GenBank genome assembly.